Caenorhabditis angaria is the source of this 860-nucleotide messenger RNA. The record is from the annotation of a GenBank genome assembly. NCBI's taxonomy places the organism in Eukaryota, Metazoa, Nematoda, Chromadorea, Rhabditida, Rhabditidae.
AUGCUUGGACCAACUGGAAAACGACUAGAUUAUAUAACCUGGCAUCAAUAUCAUAUGUAUAUGGCAAUUGUAAGUGGUUUUUCCCUUUAAAAAACGCAGAUUUUUAAUAUAAAAAUUGUUUCCAGAAUUCAGAAGAACGCUGUACUUUUGCGGAGAAUCCAGUUGGUUGUCUAAUCGUCGAUCAAGAAAACUACAUCGUAGCCAACAGUUUCAGCCAAGGAAAUUAUCAUGAAAAACAUGCAGUCUUCAUCGCCUUGCAAAAUAAGCGAACAAAAUCGGCGGAAAAUUGCAUUUUAUACACUUCGAAAUUUCUGGAGUGCGAUGAAUGUGUGGAGAAUUUGAUCCAGGAGAAAAUUGCGAAAAUUUGCUAUUUAUCAGAGCCUGUAGAGAAUAAUUGGCUGGAAAGGCUGAAAACCGCAGGGAUCGAGUGUGAAAAAUAUGUGAAGUCCAGGAAAAUUGUGAUUGAGAUUUGAAUUUGAAAUAUUGUAUUUAGUAGUUUAUGACUCGCUGAUUGAUUAUCUUUUCGAAAACUAUUUGACCGAACUCAACUUUGAAUAUGAAUUAUGACGUGGAAAAGUUUAUAAUACUUUGCAAAAUGGUUUUUAUCUGCUUUAACUUUUGGAAAAUAUUGUAAGUUCAAAAAUAAGUUGAAAAAUUCUCAUUCCUGAAGUCAGUCUUGGCAAUCAUAAUUUUCAAGCUUUGCCACGUCAUAAGUCAUAUUCAGAAACGGGAUCAUUCUCAGCUGGUUAGGAAUUACUAGAUCACAUUUGUUUCAUUUGAAAAAUUCUUUGUAUUUAAAUUUGCUUUAUAAACGUGACCUAAUCCAAUAAACCAAUUUUUUUGAUCAGAUAAGAAUCUGA